AUGAGCGAUGCUGCUACAGGGCAGGUCUCUCACUGGAGGGACACUCCGAUAUCAUACAAGAAUCCUGUGCCUUCAUAUGUGGAUAGAGUCAUUGCUACGGAGAACGAAGAUCAAGCUAAAAUAUUCAAGUGCAUCACCAGACAGACCCGACGACCCGAGCUGGGUGAUAAGUUCUCAAGUCGACACGGCCAGAAGGGUGUGGUUGGUCUCAUUGUGAACCAGGAGGACAUGCCUUUCGGCGAGAAGGGAUGGUGUCCAGAUCUGAUCAUGAACCCUCAUGGUUUCCCCAGUCGAAUGACUGUGGGAAAACUAUUGGAGUGUGUGUCUGGCAAAGCUGGCGUUCUCGAUGGUGAACGUUCGUAUGGUACGGCCUUUGGCGGGACAACUAAGGAGCACAUGACACAAUCCUUGAUCCGGCAUGGCUUCCAUCCUAGCGCUAAGGAGUAUAUCACAUCUGGCGUCACAGGGGAGGCUCUGGAGUGCUACAUUUUCGUGGGUCCGAUUUACUAUCAAAAACUGAAGCAUAUGGUUAUGGACAAGAUCCAUGCUCGUUCCACCGGCCCCGUGAAUCAGCUCACUCGACAGCCUACUGAAGGAAGGGCGAAGGAUGGUGGCCUUCGUCUGGGAGAGAUGGAAAGGGAUUGCUUAGUGGCAUAUGGCGCCUCCAAUCUGUUGCUGGAGCGUCUUAUGCUCUCCAGUGAUGUCUUCACAGCUUCCGUGUGUCGACGCUGCGGCCUUUUAUCGUACCAAAACGGAACGUGCAAGUAA
Molecule: messenger RNA, 768 nt
Organism: Perkinsus marinus ATCC 50983
Lineage: Eukaryota; Perkinsozoa; Perkinsida; Perkinsidae
Product: DNA-directed RNA polymerase, beta subunit, putative
Exons: 6
Coding region: 1-768 (255 amino acids)
Biological process (GO): DNA-templated transcription
Cellular component (GO): RNA polymerase III complex
Molecular function (GO): DNA binding; ribonucleoside binding; DNA-directed RNA polymerase activity
Source: RefSeq, a predicted model, not a curated record